Molecule: messenger RNA, 771 nt
Organism: Cydia amplana
Lineage: Eukaryota; Metazoa; Arthropoda; Insecta; Lepidoptera; Tortricidae
Gene: eEF5
Product: eukaryotic translation initiation factor 5A
Exons: 4
Coding region: 166-648 (160 amino acids)
Biological process (GO): translational elongation; positive regulation of translational termination; positive regulation of translational elongation
Molecular function (GO): RNA binding; translation elongation factor activity; ribosome binding
Source: RefSeq, a predicted model, not a curated record
AUUCGUUAUAAUUACCGCCAAAUUACGGCGGCGUUGCUGCCAUUUUGUGAACCCCGCUACAGGAAGUGAGUGUUGUAGGUGCUACGCAGGCGCAAAUUGACCUUUCGGUUGAAGAACCCGUCGGUCACAUAUCACUCCGGACCGUAGUUAAUACUCUACCACAAAAUGGGUGACAUUGAGGACACACACUUUGAAACCGGGGACUCCGGAGCUUCGGCCACCUUCCCCAUGCAAUGCUCCGCCCUGCGCAAGAACGGCUUCGUCAUGCUCAAAGGUCGCCCCUGCAAGAUUGUUGAGAUGUCCACCUCCAAGACUGGAAAGCACGGUCAUGCUAAAGUCCACUUGGUCGGAAUUGAUAUUUUCAACGGCAAGAAAUACGAAGAUAUUUGCCCCUCGACCCACAACAUGGACGUUCCCCACGUGAAGCGCGAGGACUACCAGCUGACCGACAUCUCCGACGACGGAUACCUGACCCUGAUGGCCGACAACGGCGACCUCCGCGAGGACCUCAAGAUCCCAGACGGCGAUCUGGGCACCCAACUCCGCUCGGACUUUGACAGCGGCAAAGAGCUGCUGUGUACCGUGCUGAAAUCCUGCGGCGAGGAGUGUGUGAUCGCAGUUAAGGCAAAUACGGCUCUCGACAAAUAAACAACCACUCACAUCAAUAGGGAUAUAACAAGCGUAUAAUUUUUUUUACAAUCAAACAACUCUUACAUAAAUGUAAAACAUAAUAUUAUGUAUAAUUUAACGUAAAAUAUCGCGGCGCGGCGC